Messenger RNA from Sclerotinia sclerotiorum 1980 UF-70, 1158 nucleotides. RefSeq lists its product as hypothetical. Bases 1 to 1158 code for a protein of 385 amino acids. The record is from RefSeq and is a predicted model, not a curated record. The transcript is spliced from 2 exons. Gene Ontology annotation, cellular component: TRAPPIII protein complex. NCBI's taxonomy places the organism in Eukaryota, Fungi, Ascomycota, Leotiomycetes, Helotiales, Sclerotiniaceae.
AUGGCGCAUCAAAGGGUCACAUCGACCCUGGAUGGGGUGAAGGAACCUCAUUCUGUUAGUUUGAAGGUCUUGAGACUUUCGCGCCCAUCCCUCUCAAUUCAACAUCCACUUCCCACGCCCUCCCCUUCACCACCUCCAAAUCUCAGUCUUCCAGCGCCCUCAGCCUCCCUCGCAUAUCCAUCUCCCACUCCUUCGAACUUCAUUCACUCACCUCUUCUCACGCUUCCUCCAGCUUUCGGAUCUGCAUAUGUGGGGGAGACGUUUAGUUGUACUCUUUGCGCUAAUAACGAACUUCCUCCUCUUUCCCAACUCUCUCAAACUCACACCUCUCCGGACAUAGUGGCCUCACCCAAUACCACCAAAGUAAUAUCAAAUAUAACUCUCAGCGCGGAAAUGAAAAUACCCUCUACGCCCAACCCCAUCUCGCUUCCUCUUUCUGGCCCUUCCCCGUUCCCUGCAGCGUCUACAACUGGAGAAGAAACUCCAGAAACACAAAUUAUUUCCCAGGCAUCCCUCCAAAAAGUUCUUCACUUCGACCUCAAAGAAGAAGGAGCUCACGUUCUAGCCGUCACAGUCACCUAUACUGAAUCUUCUCCUUCGUCUUCCCCUCGCACGCGCACAUUCCGCAAGCUAUAUCAAUUUAUCUGUAAAGGCUGUCUCGUUGUCCGUACCAAAACUGGUACAUUACCAUCCCUGAGAUCUACAUCUUCUAAUCGGUCAUCAACAUCCAUGACAUCAACCUCUCCAUCCAAAGAAACAAAACGCAAAAGAAGCUACGCACUAGAAGCUCAAUUAGAAAAUAUUACAGAAGAUAAUCCUAUCACCUUGACUUUAGUUCAUUUAACUACCACUAAAGGAUUUAAUGCUACAAGUUUGAAUUGGGAGAUUGUAGUUUCUGAUUCGGAGAAGGAAACUGGUGGAGGGGAAGCAGAAUUAGAAAGACCUGUAUUAGCACCAGGGGAUGUUCGUCAAGUUUGCUUUUUGGUUGAAGAAAAGGAUUCUGAGGACGAAAAGGAGGGUGUACAGGGAGAGAAUGAAAAGGAAAGUGAAAUUGUAGACGGAAGGCUGAUAUUCGGUAUGCUGAGUAUAGGAUGGAGAGGUGCGAUGGGGAAUAAGGGAUUUUUGAGUACCGGAAAUUUAGGGAUUAGAGUUUCGUAA